AUGGCAGAGCUAAAUGAUAAGACAAAGGCCAUGUUAAAGUUAAUUGAAGAGGAUGCAGAUUCCUUCGCUCAACGUGCAGAGAUGUAUUACAAGAAGAGACCACAGCUUGUGAGCAUGGUUGAAGAUUUCUAUAGGACACAUCGAUCAUUAGCUGAGCGGUAUGAUCAAGUCACUGGAAUUCGCCAGCAGAAGACUGGGGCAUCCCCCUUUUCUCUACUCAAGCAUCAACAACCAGAGAAGUUGAUGAGUUUUGCGGAUGACAGUUAUGAUAGCUAUUCUGAGAGUUGUGAUGUGGAGGAGUCUGGGGAAUCUGAAAUUGAUGAUCCUGAGCAAGAAGAGGAAGAAGAUACCAAAUUUGAUAACAGUACAGAACUGGAUAAAGUUCAGUUUGUGGCUGCAAAUGAUGUGUUGGAGCUGAGGAAAGAAGUUGAGAGACUUGGUGAAGAGAACAAGGAUCAAAAGGAUCAGAACAAGCAGAAAUAUAACAUUUAUGAAGUAGUGAUGCUGAGGGAAGAAAUAGAGCAACUCAGAAAAGAGAACAGAGUUCAGAAGGAUGAACUCAACCAGAAAAGCAUCAUUUGCAGUGAAGUAAUAAUGUUGAGGGGAGAAAUAAGACGACUUGAAAAGGAGAAUAGAGCGCAGAAGGGUGAACUCAACCAGAAAAAUAUCAUUUAUGGUGAAGGAUUUAGGGAAGAAAUAGAACAACUCAGUAAAGAGAACAGAGUUCUGAAGGAUGAACUAAACCAGAAAAGUAUCAUUAGUGGUGAAGUAAUGAUGUUGAGGGAAGAAAUAGAACGACACCGAAAAGAAAAUGGAGUGCAAAAGGAUGAACUAAACCAGAAAGAUAACAUUUGUGGUGAAGUAACGAUGUUGAGGGAAGAAAUAGAACAACUCAAUAAAGAGAACAAAGUUUUGAAGGAUGAACCAAACCAGAAAAGUAUCAUUUGUGGUGAAGUAACGAUGUUGAGGGAAGAAAUCGAACUAUUCAGAAAAGAGAAUGAAGUGCAGAAGGAUGAACUAAACCAGAAAGAAAACAUUUUCGGUGAAGUAAUGGUGUUGAGGGAAGAAAUAGAACAACUCAGUAAAGAGAACAGAGUUCUGAAGGAUGAAAUAAUCCAGAAAAGUAUCAUUUGUGGUGAAGUAAUGAUAUUGAGGGAAGAAAUAGAACAAUUGGUAAAAGAGAAUGAACCACAAAAGGAUGAACUCAACCCGAAAUAUAUCAUUUGUGGUGAAGUAACGAAGUUGAGGGAAGAAAUAGAGCAACUCAAAAAAGAGAACAGAGCGCAGAAGGAUGAACCCGAUAAGAAAGGUAUCAAUUGUGAAGUAAUGACGUUGAGGGAAGAAAUUGAAGUACACAGAAAAGAGAUAAGAGUGAAGAAUGAUGAACUCAUCCGGAAAGGUAACAUUUGUGGUGAAGUAAUGAUGUUAGGGGAAGAAAUAGAACGACUCAGAAAAGAUGACAGAGUACAAAAGGGUACCAUUGGUGGUGAAGUAAUGAUGCUAAGGCAAGAGAACAGCGUACAGAAGGACCAUCUCAAGCAAAAAGACCAAGAGAAAAUAGAGGUUAUAAGACAGCUGAGCUUAGCUAUAGAUAUGCUGAAGCAGGAGAAUGUAAAGAUGAGAAGCUUCAUAGCUAAGGAAUGUACCAACAAAUGGAAUAACCCAUUUGGGUUUAAGAAUUUCAUGGGAUCAUUAUCAGGGAAGUUGUUUAAUGGAUUAGCAACGAAUCAACCUAGUCUUGUGGCUCUCUAA
Sphenostylis stenocarpa is the source of this 1752-nucleotide messenger RNA. NCBI's taxonomy places the organism in Eukaryota, Viridiplantae, Streptophyta, Magnoliopsida, Fabales, Fabaceae. The record is from the annotation of a GenBank genome assembly.